Molecule: messenger RNA, 2455 nt
Organism: Bursaphelenchus okinawaensis
Lineage: Eukaryota; Metazoa; Nematoda; Chromadorea; Rhabditida; Aphelenchoididae
Source: the annotation of a GenBank genome assembly
AUGUGGAAACAAAAACCGGGCAGUAAAGAUGUUUCGAGAGAUAAUGACACUGACAGUGGCAACGACGACCACACCCCCACCGCUGGCCCACCAGUCCAAGGGAAGCCGAGCCGAGUCUACAGCGACAUCCCCACAGAGCUCUUCACCAAGAGCUACUACUUUGGCUUCACCGACCAGUCGGAGGUGGAAAUGUGCAUCACCGAGUUCGGUCAGUUUGCUAUUUGGGGAGACGACUCCAAUGACAAGGUCGAACUCAAACUGACAGUAGGACAGUGGUCGGACGCAGGACAAGGCCUACAAAUCUUUCACAUACCUCUAACUCACACUAGCGACGAGACUGGUCUGUCGCCAAAGUUUUUCCGAAAAAGCGGUUGGAAGUUGGCGAAGAGCCAGUGGCUAGACAAAAGCAAGACCUACACCACUAUUCAGGAACUGAUCGAGUUUUGGGUCUCGAAGCGAAAACUUUCGAUUCCGGCUUCGCGACCAGACUUUUUGAUCCGCGAUCGAGAACUGAACAUUGGCAAGGUUAUUGGAGAAGGUAAAUUAAUUAUUCUUUCAGUAAAAAAAAUGUUUUAGGUAAAGAUUUAGGCAAAAAUCAGGAACGUAGGUAUAAAUUACUCCUACAACCACCUGCUUUUUGCUUCCAACCUGAUUUUAGGUAACUUCUGCGUGGUUUCGAAAGGAUUCUUCAGACACAAUCAGAAUGAUGCUCCAACAGAAUGUGCCGUUAAGGAAUUCAAGGAUACAGAAGGCACAGCUCAGGAAAGGAAAGGCGAAAAGGUUGAGAUGCGACGAGAGGCAUCUACGAUGCGGAUUCUGAAGCACUACAACAUCAUCCAGUUCUACGGGUUCGCUGCCGAUACUCCGAAUAUUAAAGUAAGUUGUACAUUAUCCAUAUAGUAAUGUAAAUUACGGUUUACUUACAUUAUCACAUGGAUAAUAUCUUUUUUAAAAUUAAAAACUUUGGAAAAUUCGUAGAAAUAAUUUUGUUGUAGUUGGUAAUGGAACUAUGUAAUGGAGGGUCGUUGCUCCACUUUCUACAAACAUUCAAAGAGGAGGUAACUACGAGUGAAAGGGUUUGGUUCGCUUUCGAAGUGAGUCGAGCCAUGAGAUACGUCGAGAGUGUUGGAGUUAUUCAUCGAGAUUUGGCCGCCAGAAAUUGCCUUAUUAGCCGGUUAGGAGUUGUCAAAGUAAGUUGGGAUGGAACCAAUUUCUGUGCUUUGUUUUUUAUAAAAUGAGGUCUAAUUUAAACUUACAGUCAGUAUAUUCUUAGAGUAAUAUUAUUGUUUUAGAUAGCCGACUUUGGCAUGAGUCGGAAGCAAACCGACCCUGAGGUGAUUAAAGCUAAAUUCCGAGCACCAAUCAGAUUAAUGAGUCCAGAAACAAUUGGAAAACAUCCAAAGUUCUCGAGUCGCAGCGAUGUUUGGUAUGAUAUAGUGUAUUAGUAGUUUUGACGGUUUAAACAUAAAUGUCAUGGAUUCCGGCUUGGCAUUUGUGAUUUUGUAAAUUUUGUAGUUUGGAACUACAGAAAUAAGUUUUGUUUGUGAUUUCAGGGCGUUUGGUAUGCUACUAUGGGAGAUAUUUACGAACGGUGACAUUGCUUGGCCAGAUUCGCCACCAAAAGUGAUCGCUCGAGCUAUUAAAGACUUGGACAUGCCAAUGUUUCCAGGUAUCAUGUUUUUCUGUCUGCUUUUAUUAGUUUUUAAAAACCAUUCUGAUUUCAUUUAUAUUUACAUUAUUUUGGCUAAUAUAUUAGUCUUAUCUACCCAUAUGUAAAUCAUAAACUAUUUAGCCAAAACCCCAUGUGAAAUCCAAGACUUGGUGAAUCUGAAGUGCUGGAUCAAGCCGUCGGCCGAUCGCAUCAACUUUGACUGUAUAUGCAAGUUUUUGCACACAUUGGUCAAAGAACUGUAUCGACCGCUGCCACCCCCAAUGCGAUGCAUUGCCAGGUUACCUGGCGUUACUGUGAAAGACCGUGAUGAUAUGGGCAUUGAUGGGCUGGCAUCAAGACACAAAAACAAGACUUCUACAUUGAAGGUAAGUUGAAGGCAGGGGUCGUUACAGAGUUGAUCUCAGGGGUACCUAUAGAAUGUGUGGCGUUAAAAAUAAAAGAUAAAGUUCAGUUUGUUUUGUGAAAAACAGGAUAUAAAGGUACAUGUGUUGAUUGUUAUAGACAUGCGAAGAAGGCCGUCGGUCAGCCAGAUCUAACAAAACAACGUCAGGGUCUCGCACUCGAUCAGUAGAUGAGAAACACUCUACGUCAAAAGCUCCAAAGAUCAGAAAGAAGAGUCAGAAGGUGACUGAAGAUGGUCGAGAACAAGCCUUGAUCAGAAAGGUGAUUUUUAACUCAUGAUAUAUUUGUUUUGUUUUAAAAGAGAUUUCGUGUAUAAAUUUAGCUUUUUGCAUAUUAAAAACGAAUUAAUUUUAGCGCGUCACCAGAAGUGAAGCCGAGUAG